Messenger RNA from Striga asiatica, 1044 nucleotides. The record is from the annotation of a GenBank genome assembly. NCBI's taxonomy places the organism in Eukaryota, Viridiplantae, Streptophyta, Magnoliopsida, Lamiales, Orobanchaceae.
AUGGCGGAUAAUAUCGCUGACAGUGAAGAUGUCGCAGGGGACCGUGGAUCUCAGUUUGGGCAAAAUUUACAAAAAAUAUGGAUUGCAAAUGGUAAGAAAAAACUUCCUAUAGAGUUUGAUAUUGUUGGAAAAUCAUGGCUACCUGUUGGCUCAAUCCAAAAGUUAUAUGCACUAAUUGGAUUGGGCAUCUGUCCCGGAAAAGAAACAAAAAAACGUUUUCAAACGAGUAAAGGUAAUUAUACAAAAUUAUCAAGCUGCUAUUUUGCUCUAUUUCACCUUAGUCUCCUGAAACUUUCACCAUUUUUAAUAAAUUCCAGAAGUAUUUUUAUAUACACUGCACCGUUACGCCGAGACUGCAGUAGAACGCUUUCGUGGGUAUUACAAGAAAAAAACUUGAAAAUUGUUCCUCGACUCCUCGUCCUUAUUGAAACUUUACUGGUGAAGAAUAGUAACAAUGUAUCAACUUGUUUAGCAAGUCUGAAUUCAUUCAAGCAUAAAUACUCGUGUUUUCAAGGAUCAAAAAGAUUAGUAGCCCAUAGCAUGGAUUGGUUACAUCUUAUUCAGUUUAAUAAAUUGCAAGAAGAGUUGGUUUUUAUUGCAGUGGGAAGGGAUCCGAGUUUUAUAGCACUAUUGAAAGAGAUGCACACCGAUAAAGAAAAUGGGAAGUGGGUUAAUAAGGCCGCCGAAUCUGAUUAUUCUCUUCUUCUGCAAGCAAGAGAAUCAGCACGACUAUCUUCCCCUAAUAACAUUGUGGAUGAGAGAGCUAUUAUGCGGGAAGUAUUUGGUACUCGACGAGGUAAUGAAUGCGGUUUUGGAUGGAUCCUUAAGGGGUCCAAGUCCUCUGCCAUUCAUGAUAUUCCAGAAUCAUCUAUUACUUCAAAUACUACUAGAAAAUAUACUCAAGGUGCUACCCCGAAUGUUGAAAGAUAUGUGAAUCUACUGAAGGAGGCGCUUGCACGACUAAAGGCUAAGGUUGAGAUUUACGUUGAUGAAGAGGAGGAGAAGGAUGCUCAAUUCAUUUAUCACGAGAAUGAGAAUAAGCAA